AGAGAAGAAAAAAAUUAAUAAAAGAAUAUAUAUAAGGAGAGUGAAAUUUGCACUUCUCAAAUUGUAAACCACAAUCCUACCUUCUAUAUUUUGUACUUUUAUAAUUUUCCUUCCAUGUCUUUCCCAUUCUACCCUUAGAAUUCUGACUCACUCUCUCAUCUACCUCUUUCUUUCAUUGAUGUUUCUACUUCUCUCCCCAUCUGCAUCUUCUCCAUAGAGAACAUAAUAUCUCAAUUCCUAAUCUCUAAUUCUACCUCUAAAUGAGAUGGAUUCUUUUUUGGACUCACCAGUUGCCAAGCCGAGGUGGCGAUCAGAGGCCAUGUGUGCCACCCAAGCAUGGAUUUCAUGACCCCGAGAAAGCUCACAUUUGAUCAAGUGGAGUUGGAGUCCAACAAUCAAAGUAGCAGCAUCAAGAAAGUGGGUUCUGGUGUUAAGAAGAAGAUGUGUACUGCUGGGUUUAAUCUUAACUUGAGUGCAUUGAAGAACAAGAAGUGGAAAAGCAAGAAGAACAAGAUGGCAUUGGUACCUAAUGUCUCUUCAACUCCUAUUAAGGGUAAUCGUUACUCCAUUGCCUCGAUCAAAGAGGGUAUUACAUCACUGGAUUUGAGAUUAGACCCAUUAGAUUUUAUAUCAACAAUAAGGAUUCAGGGAGUUCCAGAAAGAGGGAUGAGAAGCUUUUUCAAAAUUAGAGUUUUAAUGAAUUCAGUAACUGAUAGUCUUCGGUUUGAUCUGUUAUUGGUUUCUUAACUGUAAAUGUGUUUGGUUCAAGUAUGGAAUAAGGGCAAGAUCAUGUAUGGAAGAAUCGAGAGAAUCAUCAGUUAGAUUCUAUAAAUGCGGCGAGCAAGGGCUUCUGCAAAUCUCGGGUCUCAGCCAAAAUGGAUUUCUGCUUUCUGGGGAGGAACAUUGGUUAACCAAAUAGUAUAAAUAACUUUAAGGGUAAUAUUGAAAAAUCACUGCCACAAAGAUGAAGAAAAUAUUAAAAAAUAUAGAGGGA
This is a messenger RNA of Rosa rugosa (rugosa rose), 994 nucleotides long. RefSeq lists its product as uncharacterized. Bases 337 to 747 code for a protein of 136 amino acids. The record is from RefSeq and is a predicted model, not a curated record. NCBI's taxonomy places the organism in Eukaryota, Viridiplantae, Streptophyta, Magnoliopsida, Rosales, Rosaceae. The transcript has 2 exons.